Messenger RNA from Fundulus heteroclitus (mummichog), 1583 nucleotides. RefSeq names its product fibroblast growth factor 11-like. Gene Ontology annotation, cellular component: cytoplasm. Bases 1131 to 1583 code for a protein of 150 amino acids. Gene Ontology annotation, molecular function: growth factor activity; fibroblast growth factor receptor binding. NCBI's taxonomy places the organism in Eukaryota, Metazoa, Chordata, Actinopteri, Cyprinodontiformes, Fundulidae. The record is from RefSeq and is a predicted model, not a curated record. Gene Ontology annotation, biological process: positive regulation of cell population proliferation; fibroblast growth factor receptor signaling pathway; cell differentiation. The transcript is spliced from 4 exons.
CACACGUCCGUGGACCCACUUGCACUCCGACCGCACCGGACCACCGUCGGCCACCGGUGGAGCCCCCCACUCCCCCCCUCCCGCCCCCCCGGACGAGAGUGAGGCACGGCUACCUGCAGGAUCCCUCUACUAACCACCCACCCUCCUCAUCUGGUCUCCUCCUCUACAUUCAUUCAUCCCUCGCUCCCCCUGCUGCGAGAGGAAGCGUGCGCGGCUGAAGGACACAGCGCUGCGCUCUGCUGAGAGAGUUGGAGAGCCCGAUCGGACGAAAAAGAGGGGGGAUGCAAGAGACUGACUGCUCUUUUUCUUUGACACCCCUCUCCACCUCCCUCCCUCUCUCUGCAUUCUUUCCCCCCCCCCCCUUUGCUUUUGAAUGUCACCUCUAUCUCUGGGCAGUAGUGGAUUCAUCAAGCCGUUGUGUGUCUCUUUUCCUUCUUCCCUCAGAGCGUAAGUGAUCGGAGGGGUGAUGCCAGGAAUCAAGGCACGCUCCGCUCACCAGAGACCGCAGACCUGGUAACUCGGGCCGGGCAGGACUCCUCCAUCUACUCGUCUCGCUCUGACAGUCGCGGAUGGAGGGGGCUGCAUCGGUGAAGGACAGAAGGUGAAGGGUUUGAUAUCUGGACAGUGUCUUCUCUGUUUGGCAACGGACUGAGGAGGUUAAAGCGGGACAGAGCCGAUGUAUGUUUGGUCCGGCGAUGUGGCGGGUGGUCAAGUGUCCUCUCGGACUUGGCUAAGCUGAACUUGGCCGGAGCCGGCGGUGCUCUGGGGAGAAUUUUGAGAGGAGAGCAACAUGGCACGUCACAGCAGGAGAUCGACGCCUUCGAACCGAGGAAGAAUCGAUUGCUUCGCCUCUUUCGCCAGCCGUCAUCACAUUUCCACGGGAUUUUGAAGUGUCCGCCCUGAUUUUCUGCCCCGGCUCAUACCUAACCCCUGAUUUCUUUGGACCGUCCCGAAUCAGAACCCCCCACCCUCCACCCCGACGCCUUGGUCCUCUCUGCAGCUUUCCCUCAGAGGUGCUUCAUCGCCCUGGGUAAGCAGGUGGAGGGGGUGGCCCGUGGAACCCCUGGACACCUCGGCGCCACCGAGCCGCCAAAGGCCGGCGAGGCGGGGUAAGGCUCGGCGCUGGGAAGAUGGCCGCUCUCGCCAGCUCCCUCAUUCGCCAGCGAAGGGAGGUCAAGGACCCCCAAGCGAACCGGCAGAUUGCCAGCAAGCGCAAGCCCUGCCCGAAGAGCAACAAGUCGCUCUGCCAGAAACAGAUUCUCAUAUUGAUAUCAAAAGUUCGACUAUGUGGCAGUCGAGGGAGAAAAAUGGAAAAAAGGCCCGAGCCCCAGCUGAAGGGCAUCGUCACACGGCUCUACUGCAGACAUGGAUUCUACCUCCAGAUGCUGCCGGAUGGCACCAUGGAAGGCACAAAGGACGAAAGCAGCUCCUUUUUGCAGUUCAACUUGAUUCCUGUGGGACUCAGGAUAGUGGCCAUCCAGAGCACCAAGACGGGGCUCUACAUCGCCAUGAACAGCGAGGGCUACCUCUACACUUCGCUGGCGGUAGUCGCUUCAACGGGAAGAGAGCGGAUCCGCAAAUAG